This is a messenger RNA of Caenorhabditis auriculariae, 10245 nucleotides long. The record is from the annotation of a GenBank genome assembly. Lineage: Eukaryota; Metazoa; Nematoda; Chromadorea; Rhabditida; Rhabditidae.
AUGUUCUCUUCUCGUAAAAAAGCAUACCAAGUGAGUUUACCGCAAAAACAAUGGAUUUUAGUUAGAAAUAUAUUUUUAUAUUAUGUUUCAGAGGAUCGACGAUGACUUUGAAGACUCGUUCCGGCAAGAAUCCUGCACGAGUGGCCUUCUGGAAAGUAUGAAUGCCGGGAGGAGCCGAUUAUUCGGCAGUUUGCAAGGCGAACAGGAGACUUUGUAAAUUUCUGCAAAAUAAAAUGGAAUAAAAACAAUUUUAAGGAAUCCCGGAACCUCAGCUUCGUCCUAUCAAGAUUCACCGACUAGGAAUCAUCAAGCGGUGAUUUUUAGAAAUAAAAUAGAAGAUUCAAAAUGGAAAAAUAGAUGGAAGACGGGAGUUUGCCCAUAAAUUUGCCGCCCCUGAUGGCUUCCUCUUCGCAAAUGGCCAGCCAACGUUGGGAUCACAUCGAUAAUCUUGAUAUGGUUAAUGAUAAUGCGAUAAAUUAUUAUUAUAACUGAUUUUUUUUUUCUAGUUCUUCACCCACGUCUACGAGUAUCAUCAAGAAAGCGGGUUCUUGUGCAUCGUCCUACAGAAAUUGUUCAGCCUUUUUUUCAGUUUCUCUUCAUUUUUGGUGGGCAUUUUGUUAAUUGAACUAACUUACUCUUUUAAGGGGAAUUCUUAAAAAAAUAGUGAUAGUCUUUGUUCCCGGGUACUCUUUUGAUUAUUUUACUUUAGGUGUGGUAAUUUUUAAGCUUAAUAAAAAAAAAGGAUUUUUGAAUUUUCAAAAAAAUUGGUUAGACUUUCAAGCUUUAAAAAAAUUCAAAGUUUAGUAUUUUUUAUGAGAAAAUACGGAGUUUUCAUUAAAAAAUUGAUAAUCAUGAUUUUUCAAGGUUUUUAAAAAAGCUUUUGGAAGAUGAUUAUUUUUGGAAAAUUCAGUUUUUUUGUGUCAUUUUUUCCCGUUAGUUCAAAUUCAAUAAAAUAAGACUCCAUUCAGUUUUUCUCCACUUUCUUCUUCCAAUGCGUUGAUUAUGACGUCCUUUUCGCCAACAAGAAUACGACGACGUCGGGCGCAAAAAUCUCAGGGAAACGGCAUUUUUCGGUGGGUUCAUAGGAACAGAGAGUUAUAUUUUAACAAUAGAAAGGAUACAACUUUGAAAGUUUGCUGGAAAUCGUCAAAGGCAUAUUUUGGAAAAUAUGUAUUCUGUCAAAGACAAAUUUCUUACGUAAAAUUAAGCUUAAAAAUCCUCAAAAAGGUCAAAAAAUUCUCGUUUUCUUCACUAAAGUAUGAGCUUUGAGGCGUUAUAAUCUGACAAAACGCAGAAAUUUGUGGAAAAAUUUUUCACCAAGUUGAUAUAACUCCUUAAAACGUCAAUUUUCAUUUCUUCACUAAAAAGCUAAUUUCAAAACUUUUUACUCGACUAAGAGACAUAAAUCUUGAAAAAUAAGUUUUUGAUCAGAAUCCGCGUGCUUUCUAGGCCUACGCCGAGUGUUUGGAAUUUUCACCAAUGUCCAAAAACGGCGAAAUCUUUCAUUUUCCUCAUCAAAUUACGAAUUUCGAGGCAUUCUUUCUUGAUUAAGUGCCAGAAUUUUCGGAAAAAAAUAAUUUUUUAUUGGAUUCUCCAUGCUUUGAAGUACGCCUGAGCCCAGUUUAACCUUAGUUUUUCAACAAAUUUUAAAUUUAGCAAUAUAAUCAAUCUCAGGACGCCGUGAUCGAUAACUGUGCGGGUCAGCUGAAUCCUCUGGUUGUAGUGGCCCUUCUAGUGGCCAUCAUAUACUGGAUCACUAGAGUCGUCAAAUACACCAAUUAUGUCAUUGAAAUGCAUCGGGUUCUUUUUUUCUUUAGCCCACAAGAUGAUGUAAGAAUUCAGAUACAACAUUUCUACUACACGGCCUUGAAUAUCACCGACGAUCAGCUGGUGAAUCUGACGUGGCACGCCGUCGUGAAACGCAUUUGUGAUGUAAUUUUUCGAUUUUUGGACUAGAAAAGGGAUUUUGAAUAUGCAUGUGAUGAGCAUGGCUAGCGACAGCCAACCCCUCCCCCUCAUCUUGUUUUUUAUUUUUUUUCCCGAUCAUUUAUGACUGAGAAAAAUGUAGGAUUUUUGUAAAGGAACGUAGGAAUUUUUUUUAUGAUAUCAGACAAACGCGCCGUCCAGCACGCACCCUGAAAAAUUUUUUUAGGGUUUUUUUGGUCUUUUUUUCUUCAAAUGAUCUACGAUUGGUAGGGGAAAAAUUUGAAACAAAGGAUUUUUUUAUAAUUUAUCUGCAAUUAUCUUGAAAUUUCUCCUCUAGGGGCCACUUUACCCUCAUUGUAAAAGUCACUAAAACUUUAAUAAGUGCCCUCUAUAGGGAACAUGCUACCCGAUUAUUCUCAUGAGAAUGUUUCCAUGCGAAAAACUCAUAAUUAGUGAUUUUUGAUUGGAAAAUAUCAGCUCGCAUGCUGAGCAGGUGUCUCAACGGGUGUACCCGUAUUAAACCCGUGUUUCUGAGGUUAUUUUAGUCUCAGUUGGGGUAAAACGGGGGAACAACGGGUGUAAGAAAAAUAGGUAACCCAGCUGGGCUAAAGCGGGGUCUCAGUUGGGCCAAAAAGUGCCAAAAGUUCUAUCAGCUGGGCUUAUACGGGUUUAAUACGGAGGCACCCGCGGAGACCCCGUGUUAGCACGGCGGGGUUACCCUGCUCAGCAUGCGAGAGUAAAGGAUUAAUUGAUCAAAUUUUAUUAAAAACGUCUUUUUAAUUUUCAAAAUAUGAUGCCACGUUCAAAUGAUUCAGCGAAAUCCAGAUAGUCUACAGAGAAAGAAAAAUAUAAUCAAAUUUUGGAGGGUCAGAGAUAAUUUUGCAUUUCGCGGAAAUUACUUUGAACACGGGUUGAACAAAAAUUAAAAGACCCCUUUAGGGACCACUCAACCUUUAGGGGCUCAGGGGUCAGACCCUUAAACUUGACUACCUAAAUUUUACCUCUGCAGGAAGCUUUUUUUGGUCUUCUAUCGAGUUGUUUUCCCUCCAACCCCUUUAGGGACCACUCUGAAGUUCCUGAGAACUUGUAGUUCAACCUGUUGUUUAAAUACUUUAUUCAAAACUUUCGAACAAUUUAUUAUGACCUUUUUUUAGGUUCAACCGCGACUGCACUUGAUGAUCCACACGGAACGGAUGACUUCCAUCGACGUUUAUCAUAGGAUUUUGCGUUAUAAGAAUUAUAUGGUCGCUAUGGUCAACAAGGUUUCAAAAUUGAGAAGAAACCCUGAUUUCACUGUACAACUUUGUUCAGAGAAUCCUCCAACCCAUUUUCACCGUCCCAUUUUUGGGCCAAGUCGCCUAUUUUCCCAAUGGGUUGAAGUCGAAAAUUGAAAGAAUGCUCUUUUAUAGGUUCGUUACUUUUACUGUUUUGAAAGCUUCACGCGCAAAGAUGGGGGGGGGGUGAAAUUUCUAGAGAAAAAUUUCCAAGGAGCUCUUGGAUUAUGUUCUUCAAAACUCCUCCCCCUCCCCCCCAAAGAAAUUAAAAAUUCAAAGAUCUAGCCAUAAAAAAAUUUCCUUUUUUUCCUGGAAAUUCUCAGAAGACUUUCACACAAAAAUACGAAAGUUAGGUCGUUAUUUGCGAUUUUUUUAAAUUCACGAUAAUUUAUUUUCUCUAUGGUUGAAAAUCCUGUAAUUUUCAGAAAUAAUUGAUGAAAAAAACUAUCAAAAAAAAACCCCCUAUUAAAAAGGUGACUCAGUUAAAUUUGAAAUUCGCGCCAAAGAGCCGACCGCGCCGCGUACGCAACGCUUCACCCUUGCCUGCCAACCUUUCUUUUUGAAAUUGGGAAGGAUUCACUAUAAAAAUAAGAUGAAAAUUUUAUUUUCGCGCAAACUGAACAGGUCAAAAUAACUUCAAAAAGAUGAGGAAGACAUUGAAAAAAAAAUCUGGCCUGAAAAAAAUGUCGAUAUCUACGGUUUUUCGAUGAAAAAUAAAUUUGAAAACAGAAAAACGGAAAAACAGAAACAAUUUGGACUAUUUCAGUUCAACAGCUCCCUGGGACGGGCCGAACCUCCGAGAAGAAUACAAAAUGGUCGAAACCUUGGAGGGAUUGACGGCGAAAUUGGAGAAAGAUGUAGGACAAAGUUUGAGGUUUUAUUCGAAAAUAUAUCCAAUUUUAGUGCGCUUUUUAUGGACUCGUUUACUUGGUCAUGAUGCCGGUUUUGUUCCCGUUUCAGGUUAAAAAUGUUUUUUUUUUUGAAGUUUGAAUUUGCGAAUUUCAGAUCCUCGUUUUUAUCUUUUCGUUAGCCGAAUUGUUGAAACGACGGCCCGAUGAGCUGGGAAUGAGGAGAUAUAGUAACUAUGGAAGGUUCGUAACUUUUUUAUUUCAAAUAUAUAGUAAUAGUAUAGAACAGGAUCUUUAUUAUCGAUUUUUCAUUCAAAGAAUUUUUUUUCUUCUGAUUUUUGGCUUUGAAAUGACUUUUCUUUGAUUUUUGAAGUUAAAUAGACUUUUAUGUGAACGAAAAGCUGCUUCAAAAUGCUUCAAAUUGAUUUAUCAUCAAGUUUUUUGCAUCGUUUAAGUUUUGCGAAGUGUUAUUUUAAAGAUUUUGGCCAAUAUUGAGUUCAAAAGUUGAGAAGAAUUUAGUUAAGCAUCAUUUUUCAAAAAUCUGAAGAGUUCAUCUCAAGCUUUCAUACUGAAAAUUUUGAUGGAUAUUUAAAAAUAUUUUAAAAUGUUUCAUUUUCCUUUUUUAAGUGAUCCUGUUAUUUUUAACAUGCAUACGUUUCCAAAAAUAAGCAAGAUUCAUGUAAGAAGAAGCUUAGGCUUUCAAAUGAACUCUGGGUAGAGGACAACUUUUACAUCGUUUGAUUUUAGUAAUAGACCAAUAUAACAAAGAAUAAGAAAGUUUUUGGAAGAAUAUCGAGAGAAAAGCGAUGUCGGUGUCAUUGACGAUAUAGCAAAUUACCCGCUUUUUCGUCAGCAUUUAUUUCGCUUUUCUGAUGCGCUGAGAAGCAAAAUUUGGGAUUUUCCGAAUUGCGAGAUCGCGCCAGAAAAAUGCGAGAUUGCGCCAAAAAAAUGCGAGAUCGCUUCGAAGAACAUGCGAGAUUGCGGUAGGAAAAAUGCGAGGUUGUGCCAAGAAAACCGCAAGACCCUCUACAACGUAGCACUUUGUCGAGUUUGUCAAUGUACCGCCAGCGAUCUCGCUUUAUUUCGGCAUUUAAUCUUACCAGUGGUUAGCGCUAGUACAGGAAAACUGGUAAAUGCGAACUCUGAGAGAGAAACCAUCCCUUUAGAUACUUGGUGCGACAUUUCAACGAGCUGGACCACGAACUCUCGGCCCGACUCAACCGAUCUCACAUGUUCGCCACUGCCUAUAUGGAUCAAUUCUUCUCGCCCGUGAUGUCAAUCGUGGCGAAGAAUAUGAUGUUCGUCACGGCGGCCAUCGUUUCGGUCUUGGCCAUCUUGUCAGCCUGGGACGAGGACGUCAUUCAGGUAGCCUUGGACAGGAGCCAAAAUUGACUUUGAAGCGUUUUUGGCAUGCACCUUUUGAAUGAAAAAGCUUCGAAAAUUUGAAAAUUUGGAAAGUUUUCAAGGGUUCAGGCUUUUGCCUUGCUAGUUCCAAAACUGCCAUUUUCAAAAGGUUUUGUUAGAACUUCGAUAAUCGUUUUACUGUAAAGUUUCGAGCACUUCAGAUUUGAUGUAAGCCCCGCAAGAUUGUAAGGGGUCAUUUGAGGGAUUUUUCAAUUACCAGCAUUUUUUUUAGGAAUCUCAUUGACCUUGUACAUUUUAUUGGAAGAUUUUCAUCGAUUUCACAUUUUUUUAGAUAGAACAUGUUCUAACGGUAAUUUCGGCUGGAAGUGUGAUCUUGGUGGCCUCUCGGGGCCUCGUCAAGGAUGAGAACCUCGUUUGGCAACCUGAGGUUUCUCAAUUCAUAAUCCUUAUCAAUAUUAACCAACUAAUUAAGGUCCUAAUGACCCACGUGGCCAGCGAAUUACACUAUUUGCCUGGCGAGUGGAAAGGCCACGCCCACGCGGAAAAUGUCCGCACCGAAUUCGACCAGCUCUUCCAAAUGAAAUGGAUGUUCUACCUUCUGGAGGUGUCCAGCCCCAUCUUGACGCCCUUCAUUUUGCUCUUUUGGUGAGAAAUCGUGGAAAAAAGAUUUUUAUAUAUUUUCCUGAAGUUUUUCAUAGAAAAAUCAAAGCGUUUUUUGAGAAAAACAAAUUCUGGAGAUAAGAAGUACCUAAAAAUGUCCAUUUCGAUUUAAGGUUGCGGCCAAGAUGCGCCGAACUCAUCCGCUUCUUCCACGACUACACGGACCGGGUCGAAGGCCUCGGAGACGUCUGCUCGUUCUCCAUGAUGGACGUCGCCAAACACGGCGAUCCGUCCUGGAAUGCCAUCGCCCCCAAAGAAGGCGUCAAACCGGAAGCUGAUCCCACGGCGGCUGUUCGUUUUUUUUAUGUGUUGCAGAAAGAUGAACCCCUUCAAAUAUAACCCAAUUUACUCUUUUUUUAAAUUGAUGUGAGGGAAAGAAUGUGCAGCGAGUAUAAAUUGAAUUCCGAUCAAGAAAUUUUAAAGUUUCUUUUUUUGGGUUUACGUGUUUUUCCACCCUUUUUUGGUCAAUGUAAAAAACGUAUAGAAAAAGAGAGAUCUACAGAAAAACAUCAGCGAAGAUCGGAGCUUUCAGUCAAAUCUGACGUCACUUUGAACCAGAAAUUUUUCGUUUUUUUGCUCAAUAAUUCCUUUGAGGGUGGCAAUAGUGAAACGCGCCAAAAACGCCUUUUUUUCAGAUGGCCAUGACUCAGAUUGAAGCUCAAAAUAUUCAUUUCUUGAAAUUAAUUAUUUUUUUUCACCUCCAAAAGUUCAAACAAGGUUCUUCUCUUCUUGAUUUUACGAUAGUUUUCCUAUAGAUGCUAUCAAUUAUCAUUUGAAGAUCGUCACUUCUCACAACCGAGCUCUCGAUGGCAAAACUGAACUUUCCGUGUUGCAUUUCAAGUCAACGAAUCCGGAAUGGCGGCCCCCGGCAGCUUCUGCUCGGUUUUUGGAUCGAUUCAGGCACAGGGUUUGUAAAUUUUUUUCUUCUUGAUACUUUAGUUGGAAUAAAUAAGAAAUCGUUUUAUUUGAUUUUUAUUGUUUUUUGAAUUUUUUCGUUUCUGGUUAAUUAAUUUUUUUUUUCGUUUCUGGUUAAUUAAUUUUUUUUUUUUCGUUUCUGGUUAAUUUGGCAAAUUUUCCACGUCAAGAUUUCUCAUACCCAAGUAUGCAAGAAAAACGCCUUGUAUCAGGAAAAGAAAUAUAUAUUUUUAUAUUCUGAGUUUUCUGAUACACAAGUAGCUCAAUAAAGUACUGUACAAGAACGUCAAAAAAAGGUUUUUUGUCAAGAUUGAAUUUUCCAGUUGGGCAACGACGCCUCUUCCCUGCCCUACCACACGCCGAUGGCCACGAUCGCCGCCUCGACCAACUUUGAAAAUGGCGCCGAGCAGCCGCCGAUGCCCGUCGGCCGAUUCGGCCGCAACCUUUUGAGAGAAUCGAUGCACUCGAUCGUGCCUGGCAACUUCCGAGGCGCUCCUUCUGUUCGACAUCCCUUGCUUGGUACGGUGACAGAAAAGCCGCUGAAAGGCUUUUUACAAGAAUUUUUAGGGCUUAAAAAGGGGGGUGGGGGUGGAGGAAGAAGGGUUAAGAAGGUCAACAUAGGUCGGUAAAGGUGCAAAAAAUAAGCGUGAUAGAACCGUUUCCCACCUCUCUGGAAAACUGGUGAAAGAAGUCUUACAAGGGAGGUCAUUUUUUAGCGGUUGGGAAUUUUUCGAAAUUUGGCCAGGACCUUCCUUGAUGGACCAGAAGAAGAUUCUAAUAGUAUCUUGACUUGAACGAUCUCCUAGUUUUGGAAAAGGGCCCGUCAAAAUCCGUUAAAAAUGGCUAUUUUUAGGGGCUUGAGGCUUAAUCUCUCAAAGACUAGUGAAUUUUGCAGGUUUAGAGCUUAUUGGAAUGAUGAAAAAACUGAAACUAAAACUCAGGGGAAUGAAAAGAACGUGAUUCCAGCUGACGGAAUCCAUCGAAUCGACGGCCCCGUGGAAAGUGUCUUUUCCGCGGCUCCCAGCGGCGGAAUCAUCAACAGUUUGUAUCACGAGAAGCCCCAUGCCGCCGAGUGUUUGAACGAGAGUUUGAAGGCUAGCGGUGGGUUUUGGCGUUCUUCAUCAUUGAGAAAAGAAAGUAAAAUCCGUGGUUAAAUUUACGAAUCUUCCAGGCGUUGAUAUCGACAGUGCCGGAGCUGAAAUGAGGAUUCAGGCGCUCUUCCUUCGUGGCCUUCACGAUGAGAGUCGAUAUUUGUUCGUUUUCUUUCGAUUUCGAAAAAAACCUGCGACGUGAAAAAUGUUUUCUGAUCAUAAAUACGACUGAGAAAACCCGAAAAAAAAAUUUUUCAAGAAAAUUAUCACAAGCGCACUGAAAAUAUUCUAUAAAUGUUCAAAAUUCAAAUUUUGGCUUUUUUUACAUGACCUGACGCUUCGGAGUGUCUGCGUCUCUCUGUUCCCUCGCUGGCGAAGUUAGAGGAACGUAAAAAAAUAGCACGUCAACAUGAGAGAGUCGCCGAGGGAAAAGGAGGGUGCAGAGAAAAACAGCAGUGAAAUGGUGUAUAAAAUAUCCUUUUUAAACAUUUUUUUCGUUCCUCGAGGCAUAGAUAAGUUAUUUUUUCAUCUGUAAACGGGAUAUAGCUGUCUGGCUUUAUUUAAAACUUUCAAUUGGAGUUCUUCCCUCUGAAAAAUUGAAAGAUUCAGGCAAACGCGAUUCGGCAGCAACUACGGGACGAGCAUUGCGCCGCACACGAUGCAGAGUAUCAUGGACAUGCCCGAAGGAUAUGGAAGAGAUGGAGGUGGAUCUCAUCGAAAUUCAGUCUUGAAAUCUUUUUUUUUUGAAAAAGGAGCUAAUUUAAAAAUUUCACUCAUGAAAAAAGGUCAUCACAAUUUUGAUAGAGCGCGAUUUCUUGUCUUCUUUCUAUAGAUGCGCCCGACUUUGAGCGCCUUGCUUCCUAUGGUUAAGAGUGCCCCCGCGCGCAGAAAUUAUCAGCGACCGUUUUGCGACCGCGACGCGUAGAGCCAUUCUAAGCGGCACAGUUCGAGCCGGCUUUUAAAGCUUUUGUAGUCAUGAUCUUACAGAGAUCAAAGGUUCAAAGGUCUUGGGUGAAUUUUCUCACCAGGGACCAAUUUUUAACCCCUAAGUGGAGCUUGGUUAAAGCGUUCUUUGAAACAGCCUUCCUUGAUUUUUAUACCUUGAGUACUCUGAAGGGACAUACAACUUGAAAAAAAAAACCCAUUGAGGAAAGUAUCUUACCAUUAUCCUGUGUGAAAAACUGUUUAUGUAUAGUCAAUGUUUCCCGACUUGGAAGGCGAAGGAGGCGGGGCAAGGGGCGGGACGCGUAGCGUGUGUGUUCGCGGUUCUUCACGAGCUCAAUUCAAUUGUCGCCGACUUUUUAAAAAGCUCGGCAACCGCUUAACUCAAUUUUUUCAAUUAUUUUUUGAUGCACACAUGAACAUAAUCAAUAAAUAAUUGAAAAAGGAAUGAAAAAGCGAAAAACGGGUUUUUCAAAGAGUAGAUGGCGGUUGAAUUGAACACGUGCCAAGAACCGCGAACGCACACGCCACGCGUCCCGCCCCCUGCCCCGCCUCCCUCGCCUUUCAAGUCGGGAAACAUUGACUAUAUUUUAAAAGUCUUUUUUUGACCUCUGGAUAGCAAGUUCGAACCAUUUAUCAUUUUUGGGUAAACCACAUUCACCACUCUCUUACCUACAGUACCGUCAGAAAAGAUACGAAAAAACGAUGUUUUGGUCACAAAUUUCUUUUGGAGAAUAUAAUCUUUUUGAUACUUUAUGGAGUUCGGAUGACUGUUAUUUUUAACACUGAUGAAAUUUCAGUUCACAGAAAAAGAACGCAGCUUCAAAAACUUUCAAGAAGAUUGAAUUCCUUACAAAAAAGUUGACAAAAGUCGGGUUUCGUUGUAUCUCUUCUGACGGUAUUGUAAGCCUUCUAAAGUACAUUUCAGUCAGCUUUAUUAAAAUUCGAUCGAAGCCCGUGUUGAAAUCUAUUCAAAGCCAAUCCACCUUCCAAAUUUCAGAAGAGCUGAACGGCGAGCAGCCGACGUCGUCGCAGGCCUACGGCAUGACGGCGAUGAGCGAACUUCAGAUGGCGUCGUCCGCGGCGCCCGUCGCCGCAAGUCGUCUCGGCUUCAGGGCGCAGACCGACGAGGAAAUCGGACGUCGACAUGGAUCUUCUGGAGUGCCGCUGGACGUGACCGACGAGGUCGACGAGGACAUGCCACCGGGGUCUUUCAAUUGCUGA